AUGCGCCGCAGAAAAAACAAGGCGUUGUCUUACGCGAUCUCCAUAAAAGGACACAAUAACAGUAGGGUUGUUUGCGCAGAGGAGAAGCCCCAGGAGACGGCGGCCAAGAUGAAACGGCCCGACCGGCCGGAUUACGUGCCAGCUUGGCCGGCCCCCGUUUUUGAUUGUCCUCGGCUUCUCCUAUUUCGGCACGGCCUCGCGCACUGUCUUCUUGUCAGUCCUUGCUAA
Messenger RNA from Caenorhabditis auriculariae, 228 nucleotides. NCBI's taxonomy places the organism in Eukaryota, Metazoa, Nematoda, Chromadorea, Rhabditida, Rhabditidae. The record is from the annotation of a GenBank genome assembly.